This is a messenger RNA of Prunus dulcis (almond), 1890 nucleotides long. Its product is annotated as UPF0481 protein At3g47200-like. The coding region runs from base 1 to 1764 and encodes 587 amino acids. NCBI's taxonomy places the organism in Eukaryota, Viridiplantae, Streptophyta, Magnoliopsida, Rosales, Rosaceae. The transcript has a single exon. The record is from RefSeq and is a predicted model, not a curated record.
AUGGCAUUUGCACCAGAUGUUCGUCCUCCUGACUCAAAGAGGUUGGGUGCUGCGACAAGAAUUAAAAAAGGGCAAUGUCAAUGGGCGCGACUAUUUCCGUGGAAGGGGCGACACAAGGCGUCGUCUUCUCCAAAGGAAACUUCAUCAACGACGGAUGUUCGAAGUACUGCAUCCACAAAUGAUGGACCAGCAGUGGAGAACCCAAACCCGCGCGAUCAAGCUGCGAUUCCAUCUGAGGGUUUAGCGUCGCGAGAAACGCCGUCAUCUGGGCUGCCAAAGGAGAUUUCAAUGACAACACGGGGUCCUCCAAGUCCAAGAGAAUCAACCAAUGCUGCUGGACCAGCAGCUGCUGCAGCAGUGGAGAACCCAAACCCGCGCGAUCAAGUGGCGAUUCUAAUUGAGGGUAAGAUGCAAAGAACGCCGCCGUUUUCGCCAGAUUGUGCUAUUUACCAAGUCCCCGAGAGAUUUCGCAAUGGAAAUGAACAACACUACAAACCCCGGGUGGUCCCAAUCGGACCCUAUCACUCCUACCACGGAAGUUUCCCACAAAUGCAAAGCUAUAAGCUCAAAUACGUAGAGGCCUUCACCAGCCGAAACGGGCUCGGAUUCAUAGACCAAUGCCUUGGCUUUGUGAGAAGUUGCGAGAUAAGAGCCAGGAGAUAUUAUGUCGAGCCCAUUGACCUAAGCAGUGAUGACUUCUCCGAGCUGAUGCUGGUGGACGCAAUUUUUGUCUUGGAGCUUAUACUCAGGUAUCAGUUUCCCCAAUAUAUAGACGACGGCGAUCGAAUAUAUCAUAAGCCGCGGAUGAUAGCAGAUGUUUUCCUUGAUGUCGUGUUGUUGAUCGAGAACCAAAUUCCCUUCUUUCUUCUUGAGGGUUUGUAUGACCUUGUUGAUAGCCGCUACAAAGGAGAUCUCAGCUUCUUUGUGGAUCUUACGCAUGAGUUCUUAAAGGGUUACGUCAAAAUCGAUGACUUUCCUGGUGAUCACGCACCUGUGCCUCGAGUUGACCAUGGAGUGAAGCAUUUUGUUGAUUUUAUACGAUACUACUACUUGCCCCCGCCUGCUGUGGAGGGUGAAAAUCACGAUAGGCCUAUGGAGGGUGAAAAUCACGAUAGGCCUAGGGAGGGUGAAAAUCCCGGAGUUCAUCCUAGGGUUGAAGAAAUCCCACCAAGCGUGACAGUGCUAGACGAGGGUGAAAAUUCCGGAGUUCAUCCUAGGGUAGAAGAAAUCCCACCAAGCGUGACAGUGCUAGACGAUGCCGGAGUUCAGUUUGUGACAAGAAGAACAACCUUCUCACUUGACAUACAAUUCAACAACGGAAGUCUCAUAAUUCCGAAUUUUAGAGUUGACGAUUGGACGGAAACUCUCUUCAGGAACCUCAUCGCCUUUGAACAGUGCCACGAUCACCAAAUGAAGUACAUUUCGCAAUUUAUAUUCCUCAUGGGGGGCAUGAUCAAGACUUCAAAGGACGUGGACUUGCUCAUUGGACAUGGAAUUAUAUCUAGUAUGCUGGGGAGUAACGAUGAUCUGUCCACUCUAUUUAACUGCAUUGGCCAAGGGGUUGCGGUCAAUUCGAAAACUUAUCGUUACCUUGACCUUUCCCAAAGACUCAAUGCCUACUGCAAGGCUCGUUGGCACAGAUGGAAAGCAAUUCUGAACCGGGACUAUUUCAACACUCCAUGGAAACUUGCUUCUACUAUUGCUGCAAUUAUACUCCUUGUGCUCACACUCAUCCAAACCGUAUGCUCUAUCUUAUCCCGCUAAGAGGAGACAUUACGGAUCGACAACCAAGAACAAUCUUUUCACCAUACUCAUUAAGUUUCAUCCUCAUAAGCACUCAUUGUUUAUGAAUCUCCAUAUAUAAUAACAAAGUGUUUUAGUUCCAUUUAU